Messenger RNA from Triticum aestivum (bread wheat), 1030 nucleotides. RefSeq names its product auxin-responsive protein SAUR36. The coding region runs from base 306 to 866 and encodes 186 amino acids. The transcript is spliced from 2 exons. The record is from RefSeq and is a predicted model, not a curated record. NCBI's taxonomy places the organism in Eukaryota, Viridiplantae, Streptophyta, Magnoliopsida, Poales, Poaceae. Gene Ontology annotation, biological process: response to auxin.
UGCCACCAAAGAAAAGAAGUCCGAGCAAGCUGGCCUAAUGGCUGGAUCAAAGCAAACACACCGUAUUCCCGCUAGAUAUCUCGCUAAGCAAGAGCUUUUUAAUAAUAAUCGCCAUGGCGCCAUGUUACCUCCUGCGCGUCCGGCGGUAGGGCUGCGAGUUGAUUAUAUAAUCGGUGCAUGCCACCCCCUCGUUUAUUCUUCCAGCUCCCGGCCAGCAUCCAUUCCCAGCCUCUCGAGAUCCAAGAAGUCCCGCACUAGCGGCGUACGGUGCCGUGUGUGUGUAGUAAGUACUAGGUACGUACGUGAUGGGCGACGACGGCGCCAAGGCGGCCACCACGACGAUCGUGCGGCUGCGGGAGCUGCUGCACAAGUGGGCCCUCGGCGCCAGGGGCGACGCCGACGACGGCGAGGAGGGGGAGGGGGAGGAGACGCACGCGCCGGCGGCGGGGGCGGGAGCGGGAGCGGGAGGUGCGCCGCCGUCGAUCCCGCCGUUCGUGCUGCGGCGGCUGACGAGGACGGUGACGGUGGACUCGGACGACGAGGGCUGCCACAGCCCGGAGGCGGCGCCGGACGUGCCGAGGGGUUACUGCCCUGUGUACGUGGGGCCGGAGCAGCGGCGGUUCGUGAUCCCGACCGGCUACCUGGGGCACCCCGUGUUCCGGCUCCUCCUGGAGAAGGCCGAGGAGGAGUUCGGGUUCCGGCACGAGGGCGCGCUGGCCAUCCCCUGCGACACCGAGGCCUUCAAGUACAUCCUCCAGUGCGUCGAGCGCCACGACAAGGGCCUCGCCGCCGACGACGUCGACGUCGACGAAGGGAACCUGCGCAGUGUGCUAGAGCCAGCGUCGUCAGUUCAUCAUGUUUCGUAGAUAGUGUGUGUAAUGAUGUAAUUUCUGUCUCUUUUUCUAAGGAAAGACCUAAAUAUAGGAUCAAGAAUUAAAUUGAUCCGUCAAAGUAGUUUGGGUGUAACUGGUUGUGAUCUAAGUAUGUUAGUACAGUUUGUAAUGGUAAUUGUUCUGGCUUUGCUGGGCUC